This is a messenger RNA of Ichthyophthirius multifiliis, 874 nucleotides long. RefSeq lists its product as hypothetical. NCBI's taxonomy places the organism in Eukaryota, Ciliophora, Oligohymenophorea, Hymenostomatida. The transcript is spliced from 2 exons. The record is from RefSeq and is a predicted model, not a curated record.
AAUAAAUUAAAAAAAUAAUAAAAUAAAAAAAAAAUAAAAAAAAAUGUCAAAAGGAUAAGCUUAAUCUAAAACUGCUACUAAAUAAUCUAAAUCAAAAGCAAUUAAAAAGAUACCCACUAGAAAAAGCUGCUACAGGAAGAAGUGCAAGCAAAAGUAGAAGUAAAAGUAAAUCAACUACCCCUAAAUAAACUGUCUAAGUAUAAACACAAGCUACAAACUCCACUAAUACAACUGCUCCUGUGAAAGCAAUAACCCCUAAGGCUAAAACUACUACCCCUAAAGGAAAAACCACUACCCCUAAAUAAACUUCUGCUAAGAAAUAAUCUGCUGGUAAAAAAGCAGCUGCAGCAAAGAAAAGUUCAUCUAAGGUAACUCCUUAAAAGAAAGGUGCUGCUAAAAAAGGAGGUAGAAAAGCUGCUGCUGCUACCAAAAAAACAUAAAAGAAAUGAGAAAUUAAAUUUUUAUUUUAAUAAAUAAUAAUAAAUAUAAUUUUUAUUAAAUGUUGUAUUGUUAAUGUUUUUUAAUUGGAAUUUUUAAUAAAAUAAUAAAAAAAAAAUACUUUAUUUAUUACUUUUUUUUUAUAAUAUAAAAUGAAUAUAUAUAUUUUAUUUAUUAAAUAAAAAAAAAUUAUAAAUAGAUUUUUUUUUAAUAAACUGAUGAGAAAAAAUAUAUUUUAAAAUUGUUUAUUAAUAAUGUAAAUAUUUAUAUAUAAAAAAAUAUUUAUAUAAAAAUAAACAAAAGAUAAAAAUUUAUUUAACUAUUUUAUUUUAAAGUUAAAAAAUAUUAAAAAUUUUUUUUUUUUUUUUAUAUAUAAUUAUUUCAGAUAAUAUUAAAUAGUUUUUAAAAAUUUUCAUUUUUUUAUUUUUAUAUUUGA